Molecule: messenger RNA, 507 nt
Organism: Perkinsus marinus ATCC 50983
Lineage: Eukaryota; Perkinsozoa; Perkinsida; Perkinsidae
Product: Protein YOP1, putative
Exons: 4
Source: RefSeq, a predicted model, not a curated record
AUUUCAGUACUACUAUUAGCAUCAGCAUACGUCCUCUCCGUAAUCUGCCUCGUCUCUGGAGUUGUGGUAUCCCCUAUUUCUAACGUGCUUGGUGCUGCUUAUCCUCUCUAUCGCAGCUCUAAAAUGCUAGGAAAAAAUACGGAUUUUGCUGAGGCCAAGAAGCUUUUAAUGUAUUGGAGCGUCUUCGAGUUCCUGCUCGUGGGCGAGCCGAUUUUCAACGCUGUAUCGUUCUGGCUGCCCUACCACAAUUUCGUUCGUCCCUUACUGCAAAUUCAGCUCUGUCUCGAUGAUUUCAGCGCGUGCGAGAGCGUCUAUGAUUCCUGCGUGAAACCAGUCGUCUCUCACGCACUUGAGUGGAAGGAAUUGUUCAUAACUCCGCCAGUUUUCGUGAAGGACACGGGGAUGUGGCACAAGGGCGAGGAUGUACCGGAGUUCAGAGAAAAGGCUCAGCGACUAGCGGCGAAAUCAGCUGUUGCGGCUUGCACCUCCGAGGCUAGUAAAAACUAG